Messenger RNA from Raphanus sativus (radish), 547 nucleotides. Its product is annotated as 60S ribosomal protein L37a-2. NCBI's taxonomy places the organism in Eukaryota, Viridiplantae, Streptophyta, Magnoliopsida, Brassicales, Brassicaceae. Gene Ontology annotation, biological process: translation. Gene Ontology annotation, cellular component: ribosome. Bases 99 to 377 code for a protein of 92 amino acids. Gene Ontology annotation, molecular function: structural constituent of ribosome. The record is from RefSeq and is a predicted model, not a curated record. The transcript is spliced from 4 exons.
CUAUAUAAAAAGUUUUUUAGCAGUGAGUUUCCCCUCCCAGUUGCAUUUGCUACCUCUAGGGUUUUCCACAUAUUCGGCGUCUUCUCUCCGGAUUCGAAAUGGCGAAGAGAACCAAGAAGGUCGGAAUCGUCGGCAAGUACGGUACUCGUUAUGGAGCGAGUAUCAGGAAGCAGAUUAAGAAGAUGGAGGUCAGCCAGCACAGCAAGUACUUCUGCGAGUUCUGCGGCAAGUACGGAGUGAAGCGAAAGGCUGUUGGUAUUUGGGGAUGCAAGGACUGUGGCAAGGUCAAGGCUGGUGGUGCUUACACCAUGAACACCGCUAGUGCCGUCACCGUUAGAAGCACAAUCAGGAGGUUGAGGGAGCAGAUCGAGGGUUAAUUUGUCUCAGUCAUAAUUUUGCUUAUUUGCUGUGACAAUUAUGGUUUUCAAGUACUACUAUGCUUUUCUGUUUUUGAUUCAAGACAGUUGUUGUUUACAUUUAGCCGUGGAUCAGUUAUUCUGUGACAACUAUGUUUUUGCUCUGCUAUUUCAUUACUCAUUGCUCUGAA